Messenger RNA from Punctularia strigosozonata HHB-11173 SS5, 1050 nucleotides. Its product is annotated as RTA1-like protein. The transcript has 4 exons. The record is from RefSeq and is a predicted model, not a curated record. Gene Ontology annotation, cellular component: plasma membrane; fungal-type vacuole. Bases 1 to 1050 code for a protein of 349 amino acids. NCBI's taxonomy places the organism in Eukaryota, Fungi, Basidiomycota, Agaricomycetes, Corticiales, Punctulariaceae.
AUGUCGGCGAGACUGACCUGGGCGGCCUGCCUGACCCUCGCAGUCUACGCGGUAUUCGUCGAGGGACGUCAGCAACCCACCAUACCGAGACCUGCUGACCCCUUUGCGGAUCCGAAACACGACCCAUACAACCCUCUGCGGUACAUCGCGUCAAAUGUUUUAACCGCUAUCGCAUUCAGCUUGAUCGUGCUAUGUGCGCUCAUCCAGACAUAUUGGAUGCGACGAUGGGGUGCGCGAUGGAUGUCGGCGAUGGUCAUUGGCGAAUAUUGCUUUGCUGUUGGUCUUGCCUGCCGCUUUGGUCUCCACGAGCAUCCGGAGAGUAAAGGGAUCUACAUAGCGGAAUAUCUAUUCGUGGUGCUCUCGCCAUGUGCCUUCAUUGCAGCCGAUUACGUGCUGCUUGGCCGUAUCGCCCGGCAUCUCAAUGCGAACCAGUACCUGGCCGUCCCUCCACGGCGCAUAACGCUCAUCUUCGUCUGCUCCGACGUGACCACCUUCCUCAUUCAGGCGGCCGGAGGAUCGCUCGCCAUAUCCGCGAACCACCCAGAGCUCCAGAAGGCGGGGUCACACAUAGUCCUAGUCGGGUUGGCGCUGCAACUCGCAUCUUUUGCCUUCUUCACCUGCGUCCAUCUCCUCUUCCUCUACCGCGUUCACAAGCACGACCCAGAAGUCUGGAUUAGAGACGCUGGCCGGAAAUGGUACCACGACUGGCGUACGCUCGCGGCUGCCCUCAGCCUGAGCUGCGUUGGCAUCCUUAUCCGGUCCACCUACCGAACGAUCGAGCUCUCGCAGGGCUUCGACGGCAAACUCUCUACGACCGAAUCAUACUUCUACGGCUUGGACACGCUCCCGCUAGCCGUCGCCGUCUUCGUUUAUAUCCCAUUCUGGCCGGGUCGGUUCAUUCCACCUCUGCCGAAGACGGUUGGCAACUCGGAAGAGAAGGAUUUGGAAGCGGCGAAGACAAGCACAGGCACAGUUGUGCCAGAAGGCGCCAUUCCGGAGAAGACUGCGCGCACCUCGGGCGUGGAAGAGCCUUCGCUCACGCCUGCCUGA